AUGACGAUCUUCCAUGGUCGUGGGGGAAGCCUCGGCCGAGGUGGCGGUCCUGCGGCUCGCGGUAUUCAGUCGCUGCCGCCUCAAGCGGUCGACGGCAAGCUGCGACUGACCGAGCAAGGGGAAGUGCUGGCCGAACGGUACGACAACGCGGUGAUCGCACACCGUCAUAUUGAACAGCUGACUAACGCAACAUUGCUCGUCAGUGCUUCGACGCCAUCUCCGGAAAUGGAAAACUGGAAAGAGAUGACCGAGGCAAUGUCGGACGCGGCAUUGACGAAGUAUCGCGAGUUAGUUUCGCACGAAGACUUCCUGCGUUAUUUCGAUCAGGCCACGCCGAUCAGCGAGAUCGAAGGCCUGCCGAUCGGUUCGCGUCCGGCCCGACGACGUGCGAGAAAGUCGCUCAAAGAUCUGCGGGCAAUUCCAUGGACGUUCGCGUGGACGCAAUCGCGACAACUGCUGCCGGCGUGGUACGGCAUGGGAACCGGCAUUCGAACGUUGGUCGAUUCCCAAGGUGGGGAUUGGGCACCCCUUCAAGAGAUGUACCAGGAUUGGCCGGUCUUUCAGGCUAUGAUCGACAACGCCGAGUUGGCACUUGCGAAAGCCGACAUGGACAUCGCACGCGACUACGCGGAACUGGCCGGCGACGCACAAGAGAGCAUCUGGCGUCUGAUCGACGAAGAGUAUCGGCUUGCGUGCGGCGUGAUUUGCUUGAUUCGCCAGCAGCACGAACUGUUGGAAAAGAUCGGCUGGCUCAACCGCAGCAUUCGUAGUCGAAAUCCUUACGUCGAUCCGUUGAAUCUGAUUCAGAUCGAAUUGAUCAAGCAGACUCGCGAAAACGGUACGUCGCAAGAUGAAGAGGAUACGGAAGGUUUGCCGCAGAUGGUACGGCUUACCAUCCAAGGCAUCGCGGCCGGGCUACGCUCAUUCCUUUUCCAAAUCCCACCUGCAAUUGCCAUGAUUAACAUCCGCCCGUUGAUGGUGUGGGGAUGUUUUGUCCUCGCCAUCGGUUGUGGUCCGACGGUUGAUGUCUCGAUUCCGCGAUUUCAACCUCGUCCGGUCGUUUGGUUGAAUAACUGGGAAAAGCGAACGCCAACCGAGACCCGCAAAGAAGCCGAACAGUUUCUGCAAAAAGCGGACGUGAUGAAAGAGCUCGCGCUGUUCGACGACGCCGAACAGAUGUAUCUUCGUGCGGCGAAUGCCGAUCUCGACUUCGCCUAUCCGAUGUAUCAGCUCGCUUGUAACUACGAGCUUGCCGGAAAACAUGAGGAAGCAGUCGACGCGUUUCAGCAAGCGAUCCAGCGUGGCUUCGAUGACUUCCCGACCGCGGUCAACGACGACGAGCUUGGCAAGAUUCGUCGACGAAGCGACUUUGGCGACGCCUUGGCGACCAUUCGUACGCGGUACAUUAUUUCCGCGCCGGCCCAUGUUGGGCAGCCGAUCGCCGUUCGUCCUGAAACCGAUAAGCCGCCGGAAGGUUGGCCGAUCAUCUUGAUGCUGCAUGGCUACGGCGAUAGUCAUCUGAACUAUCUGGACGAGGCACGCUUGUGGGCCCAGCAAGGGUUUGUCGCGGUGGUUGUUCCUGGCAGCGUGCCGACGCAUGGCAGCUAUUACCAGUGGUCGAACGAUUCGAGCGAGCCGACGCACGAGGACCUGCAAGCGAUCGUUCAGUCAGAACUGUUUCAUGGCGUGAUCGAUUUGAACAAAGUCUACUUGCUGGGAUUCUCGCAAGGGGCACUCCAUUCCAUGCUGGUCACCCAGGCCCAUCCCGAUCUUUACGCCGGCUGUGUUGCGUUAUCGCCAGGAGGAAGUCUCAUCAAUCAGCUCGCACGUCCAGGGCUCGAUCCCGAGAAGGGGGCGGCGCGUGUGGUGAUCAUUCAUGGCGACGAAGAGCCACACGCACCGCUGGUCCGUAUCUGGGCGAGGGAAUGUGGCAAAGCCAAAUGGAUGUUUGAAAGUCAGACCCAUCCCGGCGGACAUCAUUUUCCGGACGAUUGGGAAAGCCGCGUCCCAGGAAUUGCAACGUUCCUGCUGAAAUGA
This is a messenger RNA of Symbiodinium sp. CCMP2456, 2037 nucleotides long. The record is from the annotation of a GenBank genome assembly. Lineage: Eukaryota; Dinophyceae; Suessiales; Symbiodiniaceae.